GAAGAUGGAGCAAAGCCAGCUGGAAUAACUGAGCACUUGGAUGAGUCGCCAUUAGUGGCAAAGCUGCCGCCCAGAGGCUUUCUUGCGCUCGAAAUACCCAAGGCGCCCUUGGCAAGAAGCCCUCUGCAGAUCUGGGAUCAGUGCCCCCGCUCACCCCACCGCUCCUUUACCCUGUCCUGGCGUCAACCACUUGGGAGAAUAUGGAAAACUGACCUAAGAUCAGGUGGCAGAAGGCAGCUCUCCCCCCCGUCCCCCCCCCCGUCCCCUGCGGCCAUGGCGGGGCUCAAACGUUGCCACGAUGGGAAGAUCGCCGGGCUCUACGACCUGGACAAGACCCUGGGGCGCGGGCACUUCGCCGUGGUCAAACUGGCCCGUCAUGUUUUCACCGGGGAAAAGGUGGCGGUCAAAGUGAUAGAUAAGACCAAGCUGGACCCGGUGGCGCGGGGCCACCUCUUCCAGGAGGUGCGCUGCAUGAAGCUGGUGCAGCACCCCAACGUGGUGCGCCUCUACGAGGUCAUUGACACCGCCACCAAACUCUACCUCAUCCUGGAGCUGGGCGACGGAGGGGACAUGUACGACUGCAUCAUGAAGCACGACGGCGGCCUCAGCGAAGAGGUGGCCAAAUGCUACUUUGCCCAGAUCGUCCACGCCAUCUCUUACUGCCACCGGCUGCAUGUGGUGCACAGGGACCUGAAGCCAGAGAACGUGGUGUUCUUCGAGAAACAGGGCCUGGUCAAGCUCACCGACUUCGGCUUCAGCAACAGGUUCCAGCCAGGCAAGAAACUCAACACCUCCUGCGGCUCGCUGGCCUACUCCGCUCCUGAGAUCCUACUGGGGGAUGAGUACGAUGCUCCCGCCGUGGAUAUUUGGAGUCUGGGGGUGAUUCUCUUCAUGUUGGUGUGUGGCCAGCCCCCCUUCCAGGAGGCAAAUGACAGCGAGACUCUCACUAUGAUCAUGGACUGCAAAUACACGGUGCCCCCUCAUAUCACCCACGCAUGCAGAGAUCUCAUAGGACACAUGCUGCAGAGGGAUCCUAAGAAACGGGCCUCCCUUGAGCUGAUCGAGGCGCACGACUGGCUGCAGGGUGUCGACCCCUCCCCUGCCACCAAACUGUCCACUCCCCUGGUGUCUCACCGCAGCCUGUCCGAAGAAGAGCACGGGGGCAUCAUCCAACGUAUGGUUCUGGGAGGCAUCACAGACCGGGACACUAUAACCGAAGCCCUGGAUUCAAAUAAGUACAACCACAUCACGGCUACCUACUUCCUGUUGGCGGAGAGAAUACUGAGAGAGAGGCAAGAGAAGGAGCAGAACAGCCAAACACGAUCAGCCAGCCCGAGCAAGGCCCAGUUCAGGCAAUCGUGGCCCACCAGAGUGGAUGUGCACCAGGAUGUCAGUGACGGGCUGGGAGGUCCUGCUAUUUCCCACCCCGGGGGUCCCCAGUCCCCUGCCCGCAGCGCUGAGAGCCUCCACAAAGGCCCCCGGCCCAAAACAGCCUUGCUUGACCUCGGCCAGCGACAGGAUAACUACAGUCAGACCUCCAUCCAGCAACCAGCCCGACACAACCAGGAGAGGGGCGUCAGGCCUCCGGUUAAGCCCCCCUCCAACCCCCUCAGGCUGGGGUCUCUGGCCCCAGGGGGCUCCGGCAAACCCCGCAGCCCUAGUCUGUUCAGUGUGGAAGAAGAUGAAGAGGAAGUGGGGGAGGAAGACAAGCGUUUGUUUUCCUCUGCACUCCCCACUCAGGUGGUGCUCCGUUGCAAAGCCUCUUCAUCAUCAUCUUCAUCCCUGUCCUCUCCCGCUAACCGUUUGACAUCUCGCAUGAGCGCUCCGGUUCUCAACCAAAUCCACGAGGAGGAAACAGAGGAGGAAGAGGAGGAGGAGAGGAAGGAAUUGCACGGACUUUGCUCGCCCAAAGUGAGCCUGAGCCUCAACCUGAACCAAAGAAUAGCAUCUCUGUCGCCGAUCAUCUCAUCACCCGACACGGUGACCCAAAUAGGGCUGGUCACCACAGCAACCCCCAGCUCAGAGACUAGUGAUGACCACGUUGAUGACGAUGCAGAGAGUCACAGUGAUCGGCCGCGAGUCCGGGACGCUGCAUCUGGCCAAGAGAAAGAAAGACAGAGAACAGGAGAGAGGGGCGGGGCAGGGCAGGGCAGCCCCUUCAGCUGUGCCAGCAGGGGCACAGCCAAGACGACCAAUGGCCUGGUGGAGAGCCUGAAGCUGAUGAGCCUGUGUCUGAGCUCCCAGUUCCACAACCUGACCGGGGGUGGCGGUGGUGGCGGGGGCGGGGGUGGUGGCAUGACCAAUGACCCUCAGGACCGGCUUGUGUGGAGGAUGUGCAUGGGGGGCUCCACGGGGAGCCUGGACAAAGUUUCUCUCCUUGGGGGGCCUUCGCCCAGAGGGAACCCUCAACGCCAAGACCCCCCGGGAGACCCCACGGGAGACCCCCUCCUGGAGGGACCCUGCUCGGGCACCCUGAGGUUGGGAGAGCUGGACUUAGCCAGGGAGAACCACAGGAACCUAAAGAGCCGAGUGCUGCAGAUGCCCCUGACCGACAAAACUUUAUCCGUCAACAUCCACCGGAGCCCAAAGGAGGGUCUCCUCUGUACACCCACCCCACACAGCUGCUGUCAGGUCAUCUAGAGUACAGACAGACCCACCAAGCUCCAUUUUACACCCACACACCUCAGACCUGCUGAGCUUCGACACUCCUCCGCCUCUCCUGCACCCCGCCGGACACUUUUCUCCCCAGUUUUCUCACUAAUGUUUGGCGUGUUCACUCCAAAGUUUGCGUGUACUGUUGUUUACUCUUCUUUGUGACCUCCCUCAAGGGAAACCAUCGCAAUUUUAAAUUAGCAGCCAUAACACUGAGGGGGGGGGGGGUCUUCUGUGUGGCUCUGAAACACUGCUGAAAUUUAGUGGGAAAGCGUUUGCCAGUGACGUCAUCAUCUUUGAACGCGAACAUUUACUUCCUGGUUUGCGCUGUAUAAGGAAAUCGUGUCAACGUCAUAUACAGCCUUUCAACAGAAGGCAAAUGGGCGGUACGGUGGCUCAGUGGUUAGCGCUGUCGCCUCACGGCAAGAAGGUCCCGGGUUCGAACCCCGGGGUUGUGUCUGCGGCGGGUUUUCUCCGGGUGCUCCGGUUUCCCCCACCAUCAAAAAAACAAACAAAAAAAGCCAUGCACAUUAGGGUCGAUACUCCUGUCUGGGCCCCUGACCGAGGCAGGGCAAGACGAGCUGGAGUUGGUGCCCGGGCGCUGCAGCAGCUGGGAUGGUUUAAAUGCAAAGAGGAAUUUACCCCAUGGGGAUUAAUAAAGUAUAUCAGAAUAAAUAAACUCCUGCAUCACAUAGCUGUGUGUAGCGUUGUUGUGUGUAGUUUCUUCUACAGUGCAGCCUGUCGGCGACAGUUGUCCCAUUCACGGGUCGCCACCAGCGAGCACGACUUCAGCAGUGUUUCAGAGACGCACCGAGGAUUAUGCACCGGAAACCGGGAUUAUUCCCGUUUAAGCACUCGGCGUUGGGGGACUCAGGAGCAAACGGCGACCCCGCACACUUGAACACACGGAGUCCGGACCGACCGCAGCGCCGAGUGCGCAGUACCGCCGCGUUUCCAACUGCCUCAGUACGUCAUAUCCUGUCCCCUCAGCGGGGGGUUAGACGAGAAGCGCACACGC
Messenger RNA from Lampris incognitus (smalleye Pacific opah), 3670 nucleotides. Its product is annotated as SNF-related serine/threonine-protein kinase-like. The transcript is spliced from 7 exons. Gene Ontology annotation, biological process: microtubule cytoskeleton organization; intracellular signal transduction; protein phosphorylation. The coding region runs from base 274 to 2640 and encodes 788 amino acids. The record is from RefSeq and is a predicted model, not a curated record. Gene Ontology annotation, molecular function: tau-protein kinase activity; ATP binding; protein serine/threonine kinase activity. Gene Ontology annotation, cellular component: cytoplasm. Lineage: Eukaryota; Metazoa; Chordata; Actinopteri; Lampriformes; Lampridae.